ACCAUCUCUCCGAGGAUCCACUCCUGACACUCUCCAGCCAUCGACUUCGUUCUUCGCCUUUUUGCAGGGCCUCGCGCUCUUUUUCUCUUCACUUCCCAUCCCCCUCCCCCAGAGUCAUGCUGCGGCUCAUCCUCCUGCGGCUCUCGAGGAGACCGUGGAAAUUCCUUUUCCCCGUCCUCCUUUUGUUCUUUUUCGCUCUCCACCUCUCCCGAUCGCGGCAACCUCAGCAGCCAUCCGCCGUAUACUACAAAACCAAGACGAAGAGCUAUUUCCCGCCCCAGAAGCACAAGGGCUCCAACUUCUGCGACAAUUUCCCAACAGAUCAGCUUCAGGAUGUGCAGAUCGUGCUCAAGACUGGUGCCGGUGAUGCAGAGAGGAAUAAAGCCCACCUGGCUACCGUUUCGUCCUGCAUAACGAAUCUCAUCAUCGUCUCCGACCACGAGGAGAAAGUUGGUGACCGACAGAUCAUCGACAUCCUCGCCGAAUUGCCUGCCUCAUACACCAUUAAUAACACCGACUUCCAAUCGUAUGCGGAACACAGAAAGGCAUCGGCCGAAGGCGAGAAAAUCAAAUACUCCGCCGCGGGAUGGAAGUUAGACCGAUUCAAGUUCUUGCCUAUGGUGGACAAAGCCUACGAGGUCAACCCUAAGGCUAAAUGGUAUGUCUUCGUGGAGUCCGACGUAUACUUUUUCUGGGAUACCCUGUUCCGAUUGUUGGACCAGCACGACCACACUGAGCCUCACUACAUGGGAUCGCCCGUGGCCGGCUCCAAUGACCGCUACUUCGCCUAUGGCGGCGCUGGCUUUGUACUGUCAUCCGGGCUCAUGAAACGGCUCCUUCCACCAAAGCCCAGCGGUGGUGUUGAGAAACUCAGUCAUCGCUACGAGCAGUGGGUCAAAGAGGACAGGUGCGGAGAUGCCGUACUUGCAUAUGCCAUUCUCAACUCCACUGGCACCAGGCUUGAGGCCCUCUACCCAACAUUCUCUGGCGAUGAACUCAAACACCUCAAGAUUGACCGAGACAGGUGGUGUGUGCCAUUACUGUCCGUUCACCGCUUGAAUCCCGAACAAAUGGAAUCACUCUGGAACUGGGAGCGUACGCGCCCUUACAAUCCGAAACCCCUCGUAUUUUCGUCUCUCUUAGCCUAUACGCACGGUUUCCUUCGCGAUGGCCCCUCGCGCGAGUUCUGGGACAACCUCUCUGAAGCACCCGUUCCCAACGAUCGACCCGCACACAAGAACGCUGGGUCAUGUGGGUCAGAGUGCGAAAAUGACCCCCACUGUCUCCAAUGGUCCUACUCGCAGACCGUCUGUCGUUUCGCAAAUUACAUCAAGCUCGGAAACGCCGUUGACCGUGAGAACGGCGGACAGGGUGAAUUCACUUGUGGCUGGGCGUUGGGAAAGAUGGCGGAAUUGGGCUUCAAGGUGGACGAGGAGAGCGACAUCAAUGACACGUGCCAGGAGGCGACGUGGUUGACGCCGCAGGUACGGUGAUAAAUAUAUGACAUGGGUCAAAGGACGAUGAUGAAGAACAGCAAUGUGUC
Messenger RNA from Aaosphaeria arxii CBS 175.79, 1543 nucleotides. Its product is annotated as glycosyltransferase family 31 protein. The record is from RefSeq and is a predicted model, not a curated record. Lineage: Eukaryota; Fungi; Ascomycota; Dothideomycetes; Pleosporales. Gene Ontology annotation, molecular function: glycosyltransferase activity. The transcript has 2 exons. Gene Ontology annotation, cellular component: membrane. Bases 117 to 1493 code for a protein of 458 amino acids.